Messenger RNA from Chondrus crispus (carragheen), 1651 nucleotides. RefSeq lists its product as hypothetical. The record is from RefSeq and is a predicted model, not a curated record. The coding region runs from base 1 to 243 and encodes 80 amino acids. Lineage: Eukaryota; Rhodophyta; Florideophyceae; Gigartinales; Gigartinaceae. The transcript has 2 exons.
AUGGAAGAGAAUUACGAGGACUCUCGCUUUAAAGACGGGAACAGGAUUCCAUGUCGCAACGCCGCAAAGAUCUUUGUGCAUGGGGCGAAAGCAGGAUCUGAAGCUAGGUUGGAAAACGCAACAAGCACUGAUGUGAGCGAUUUCCAGCUUCUCCCCACCGAUCUUGUAAGUGCCUCAGCAAAGCACAUUCACCUUGCUGGUAUUCGAAUGGAGGUGAACAGUACUCUAAUACAGGCGUGGUGAGACCUAUCUACCCUUGAAGGCAGCCGUGGUUCAGAUCUGGCUGUUACGCUGGGGUCUGUGUUGGGGGUAUUGUCGCUUUCUUAGUGGUUUUGGGUGUGAUUGCGUUGUACUUAACGUAACGCUCCGAUCGCUUCGAGACACUCACGGUACCAACCAAUGCUGCCCAAAUGAGCUCGCCUACGACCGACGCUACUUUUUACGUCUCUCGUGGUGAUUCAUCUACGUUACAUUCGUGACUACGACGCCCUGCCGCCCGGGAUACCUCACGCGAGGCACGGGCCAACCGCGAUGCCUUCCUGGCGGGAUGCUCAAGACCGGCCCUUACACGUAGGGGCGUCAUGAAGGGGAUGGCGUGCUCGGGGACAGGACAGCAGCGGAUGACCUUGCGUACGGACGCGAAGAAUCAAGGGCGUCGAGAUGCUGUCCAUGGGCUUGUGCCAGGGGACCAUCGUCAAGACGCGAGCGACUGGCUUGCGAGAAGACGCCAAGGCGGGGCUUGCGUUUGGGGGAGAGAGGAGAACACCGCUGGACUACACCCUAUAUGUUGAAGUUCUAUCUUACGUUCAAGUUUCUUGCCUUGGUGGAAUGCUCGAAGGGUGGGGUGGAAACAAUGGCUGCAAGAUAACGGGGACCCUUGUCUCCGACAAAAAGAAGUUUUCCUGCGAUACUGCCAAGGUACCGAGAAGUCCAAACCUCUGCGGGUCGGUUGUGAUGUCGUCGGCCGAAGAGAAGCGCACGAAUCACGAAAUUAUGGACGAGGUCAUGCUGAAGAGUAAAAAGUACAAGGCGAAGCGCUAGCAGGACAGGCAUGAGGCUGACGCAGAAGGCCAAGCCUGACCAGGAGCUGCCAGAUAUCAUGCCUAUACUGACGCAGGCUGGGGUGACAUUGCGAAGAGGAAGGCGCAGGGGAAGAGGACAGGAAAAGUAGGGAGCUGGAGAACCUCAUAGAGAUGAAAGUGAUGAGAAAACACUGUAUGCACAAUGCUGUCGAAUCCGAUUCCGAGGGCAAAGAGGGGUGUCGUGACAAUGCAUCAUCUAGAAGGCCGAGGUAAAAGGCGAACAAGAGAAAUCGCUGCGCUUGUGGGGAUGACUUUGAUGGUGGUUAUGAGCUGCCGGACAGCCAUGAUAAUGAUGAUAGGGAGGAGUAUGAUCAGGCGCAUGCGCCGGAUGAGGAGGCUUACGCAUCAGACCGGGAUCAUGCUUCCGACAGGGCAGAGAGCGAGGAGGACCGCGAAGGGGCAGAACUAGCGCAACGCAGGGGCGCAUGCGCAUCGCGAAUAGAAAAGCGCGUGACAAGGGGAACGUGUAUGACGAAGACACAAAGGAGACUAACAGUAUGGAACAUAAUUCGCAAAGAAGCCGUUACAUUCGAAGCUUCGGGGAAGAAAUAAACGGAACAUUUCAAGGA